AAAAUUAAAAUGAACCUCAAGGAUUUUCAACAAAUCUCUCGGCUGAAUAUAUUCGACUGAAUCUGCCAAUGGCAGGUUAACACAUUUACCUUGAUAUGAAUCCUCAUUUUUGUCGUCUAGAUUUUUUUUCUAGCCUACAUACUUUAAAUGCCAUAUGGAAGUAGUGAUAUUGUAAAACUAUUUCAGGAUUCAGAUGCAUUGCAGCAGGGAUGUUGGCAUAAUGGCAUUAAUUGUGUUAAUGAUUAUGCAUGAUAUCAUGUAUCAAGUUUUUAUUUUGAAGUUUCAUUUGUCAUUUUAGAGUCUGUGGCUCUAGGGCCUAGAGUAUGUAAACUUGAGAGUGAGUGCAACUCUUUUAAUAUCGUAUGAUAAUGUGGUAUAUCAAAUUUUGAAAACUGUGAGCAUGUGGCAUUGAAGUUAACAUCAUUUUCACAUUGUAUUAGUGUGACUAUGCAUGAUUUGCAUUUAAUAUAGCUUUGAAUAUUUUUAUACCUCUUUGAAAUUUCCAACUUUGGCAGAAUUUCCCCAUUCUAAACCUAGUAAAUGUUUUGAAGCUUUUUACUAUGAAAACUGGUAGUGCAGGCUAACACAAGCAGUUUUGCUUGUGAACAGUCAGAGAACAACAAAUGCCACAGUUUUGAGAUACUUACAUAAAGUGUUGUUAGGAUAUGUUGUACACUUUGCAAGUCCUUGUUAUAAAUUGACCUCUCAUGAAAUAAGACGCUACUCUUGUGAGAAAUCUCAAGAUUUGUUGGAUGACGCACUACAUCACUUGGCAUUUGUAUUAUGACAGGUGUAUGGGAACAUUGAUAUGGGAGUUAUACAAUGGACUAGGAAAAACAUCUUGGGCUGUAUUGUGUAAGAACAUCUUGGGAGAGGAGUUACAGUUUCAGAAUGGAGUGCCUAGUUUGUUUUGUGGCCUUGUCAAAUGGUGGAAGUUACACUCGCAUGCAUGAAAGGUGGUGCAUGGGUUUGAAUGGUGUUCAUAACCAUGUCUUUGAUAACCUCUUUGGAAGCCCAUGGUUUUGGCAAAGGGUGUUUAGGUAGGAACUUUGUUUAAGCUGGAUGUAUGCUGUUUACUCUUAUCUAGUGAAGUUAUCAUUUGCAUACAAUAGUUGAAACAAACAAGAUAUACUCAGUGAACCACGGGGACGCGUCCCCCCCAUUUUUGGGCGCGUCCCCCCGUCAGAGACGUCUCGGGGACGCGGGGACGGGGACGCGACGUCCCCCGCCGUCCCGCCACCGCCACCCAAACUCCGCCGGGACGGGGAGACGUCCCCGAUGCGGGGACGUCUGGGCGUCCACGGAGACGCCCAGGCAUCCCCCUGUCCCUCAAGAGACGUCCAGGCGUCUCUCGAGGGACGGGGGGACGCCCAGGCGUCUCCCGCGUUCCCACGGGAUUAAAAGCGCAUUUUUCAUUUUUUUUAAAAGUUUUUAUGACAUGUGCUUUUUGGGGGGGGGUUAAGGGGUAACCCUAAUUGGACGUGGGCCCCACCCUACCCCCCAAAACAACACAAAAACAUGUUUAGUUUGGAUUUCACUCUCAUUAUGCAAAACUGAUUUUUUUUCCAGCAGCUUGAAGAGGAGGAACAGCUUGAAGAAGAUUGAUUGAAGGGGUGAGAAAAGUGACUACAAGCGUGAUAGGAGCUAGAAGAAGCAAGAAGAAGAGGAAGAAGAAGAUUCUUCUACAUUUUGGAGAGAUUUUUCAAGCACAAGUGUCAAUUUGAAAAUUUCACAAUGAGCUCCCAAGGCACGAGUGAAGAUAACAUGGAAAUCCAUUCUCAUAGUGAGAAUGAUUCAGAAUUUGAACCUGAAAAUGAGGGGGGUGACCAUGGGGCUGAUCCUGAAGCCCAAUCUAGUUCUAUGGCAAGUGCAGCAGCUAGUACAGGUUGCCCUUCAGAGUUGUUGGCACCAUAUGCUAGGGGUCAUUUUGAUCCUAAGUCUCCUCUAAAACAGUUUGCUUCACAAAUAUCAGUACAAGGCAUUGCAUCACAUUCAAGUGGGGGAACAAGGAAGUGGAAGUGCAAUAUUUGUGACAGAGAAUGGUUCGGUAGCAUUAGCAGGGUGAAUGCACACUUUCUAUUUUGGAGAGGAAAAGGCGUGAAACAUUGUAAGUUUUUGGAGGAACCCAAAAAUAUACAUUACAGAAUUGAGUUUAACAGGCUUUGGGGGGUUCCAGAUGACACAAAUAUUUCAAUGCCUACUACUUUGUCUGCUAGGGCAUCACUUCACGACAGCCAGAAUGUGUCAGUGCCACAUACUUAUCAUGCUUCGCAGGCGGGAGGAAUGAUGUUUGGAUCUCCAUCUACUUCCACUUCUACUGCUGCCAGGGCUGGGAAACGUAAGUUGCAUACACCACAGAGCAACCCCAUUGCUGAUAUGUUUAAUGUGCAGCUGAGAGAUGAGAUAGAUGAAUCCAUUGGCAAUUUCUUCUUUGCCAAUGGCAUUCCAUUUCAUGUUUCACGGUCUCCUUAUUAUAGGAAGAUGAUAGAUAUGGUGGCCAAGGGAGGACCAUCUUAUGUGCCACCAGGGGAGACGAAAAUGAGGACCUCGAUCUUGGAUAAAAGCUAUUCCAAGAUCAAUAUUUUGAUGGAGAAGAUGAAGGCAUGUUGGGGUGGCAUCGGGGUGCAGCAUAGUUAUGGAUGGGUGGACGAACAUUAGCCAUCGUCCACUCAUCAACGUCAUGGUCACAUGUGCAGAGGGCCCAUACUUCCUUAGAGCAGUUGAUUGUACAGGGCAUCGUAAAGAUGCUGAUUUCCAGUUUCAGGUCCUCAGGGAGGCUAUUGAGGAGGUUGGGCCACAAAAUGUGGUCCAAGUAGUGACAGAUGCAGCCUAUGUGUGUAGAGCAGCAGGGAGACUCGUUGAGGCAGCCUAUAGACACAUUUGGUGGACCCCAUGUUGUGUGCAUGCCAUGAACAAUGCACUCAAGGACAUGGGGAAGAUUGACUGGAUUAGAGGAGUGGUCACCGAUGCGAGAGAUGUGCAGAUGUUUAUCUGCAACCACCACAUUUCACAUGCACUCUUCAGGACCUUCGCGAAGAAGGAGUUCUUGAAACCAGUUGAGACUAGAUAUGCAUCCUAUUUCAUUCUCUUGGAGAGAAUGAUUGAGUUGCAAGAGGCAUUGCAACUCAUGGUUAUGACUAAUGAGUGGAAUAGGUGGGCUGAGGCCAAGACAGAGCAGGGGAGAAGGGUGAAGGAGAUAGUGAAGAGUGAUGUGUUUUGGACUGAUACGAAAUACAUUGUCUUCAUCAUUUCUCCAGUAUUCCAGGUGAUCAGAUAUGGGGAUGGGGAUGCACCUAACCUUGGAGAGGUGUAUGAGUGCAUUGACUCUAUGCUUGGCCAGAUGAGGGCUGCUGUGCGAGUGAAGGACCCCUCUCUAGCAUUCUACAAUGAGCAAAUCCGGCCUAUCAUUCAGAGUAGAUGGGACAAGUUGAACACUCCUUUGCAUAUGGCUGCCUUUGCCUUGAAUCCUAAGUGGUACAAGGCUAGACCGGGUAGAACGACACCGAUUGAGGAUGAUGAGGUGAAGGCAGGUUUCUUUAGGUGCAUAGAGAAGAUGUUUGAUUCCAGAGAUGCCGGCACAAUGCGCACUGAGUGGGGAAGAUUUGCCACUCUUAGAGGUUAUUCAGAUGCAGCAAAGAUGGAUAUAGACAUUAUGGCACAGGAGGACCCACUUUUGUGGUGGAAAUGUCAUGGCCCGAAAUCUUUGACCACCACUCUAGCCAUCCGUCUGCUAUCCCAGGUUUCCAGUUCUUCAGCUGCUGAGAGGAACUAGUCUACAUAUAGCUUCAUCCACUCUCUUAAGAGGAACAGACUUACCUCUAAGAGAGCAGAGAAGCUUGUGGCUGUACACAGUGCUUUGCGUCUCAUUGACCGCAAGACACUUAUGUACAAGGAGAGUCCAGCGGCACGAUGGGAUGUAGAGCCAGAGGAGCCUUCACAGAUUGAUGAGGAUGAUCCUACCACUUCAGAUGCAGGGCUAGUUGGUGUGAGCUUGAGGGACCUUGAUCCUCAGGAGUCCAGCAGUUCCAGUGAGGAGGAGUUUGCAGAUGAUUAGAGGCCUCCAUUAGCUACAGUUUGAGUUUUCACUUUUCAGUUUUGUCAUUUUGUAUUUGACUCGUCUCUUUUGUAAUGCUAUUGCUACACGUAUUUGUAUUUGGCUACUCAUUGUAAUGAUGAAUCAUGUAAUCAUCUUUAUUAUUAUAGACUUUGCA
Messenger RNA from Cryptomeria japonica (Japanese cedar), 4211 nucleotides. RefSeq lists its product as uncharacterized. Bases 2636 to 3772 code for a protein of 378 amino acids. NCBI's taxonomy places the organism in Eukaryota, Viridiplantae, Streptophyta, Pinopsida, Cupressales, Cupressaceae. The transcript is spliced from 2 exons. The record is from RefSeq and is a predicted model, not a curated record.